AUCUGAAAAGCAUCACAGGAGCCUCUGGAUAAAGACCAGCCUCAGUAGCAAGGCAAGGAGAGAGGAUUUCUGCUCAGUGAUAAAACAUGAAACAGAUGUGAGGAAGCAGCAUGGAGCUCAAGAGAGGAAAGACCUUCAUAAAAUCCAGUGUGCAACAUGAGAAAGUGCCACCAGAGCACACAGUCCUUAUCAACAAAGAUGAUACAGGGAAAGACAAAAAGGCAGCUCUGGAGAGAAACCAAAGUGUAGCUGAAGUCCAGCUGGCAUGUUUGGCUACACACAAGAACUACAGGUUUUCCACCAGAGCAGCAAAAAAUGGUGCUGGUGACAACUGCCUGGAAAAAUCAUCUGGAUCCUCCUACAAACUUGUAAGGAAGAGUAAAACCCAUGAGUGUGUUACUGAGGCAGACAAAGCAGAGCAGUGCAGUCCCAGCAGCAGGGCUUGUGAGGAAGGGUUUGCUGGAAAGGGUAAGGGGCGACUUGUCAAUAGCAUCAGCUUUUCAGGGAUGUCCAGCUCCAGCAGUAAGAAGGAGUGUGUGGUCAGCCCCAGCCAGUCUGCAUGCAGCAGUCAGAUGAUCGAUUACCGGAACUUUGUGCCACAGAUGCCUUUUGUACCAGCUGUUGCAAAAACCAUUCCCAGGAAGAGGAUUUCCCUCAAGAGAUCUAAGAAAGGGCUCCGAGAUAUAUUUCAUAUAAAAAAAAAUAAACCAGAAAGCCUCACAAUCCUGGUUGAGAAGGACAAGAAUCUGUCCUCUCCAGGCUGCAAGAAUGAGUUGUCUGGGCGUCUUGCAAAAUACCUUUUCAAAACUGGAGAAACCUUUGCAGCAGACUGCUUGUCACAAGACUGCUCAGACAGUGAACUGCAGUCUGACUCUUCCUAUGACUGCUGCAAUGCCCUGUGUGAAGAUGUUGCCUCGCUGAAGAGCUUUGAUUCCCUCACUGGCUGUGGGGAAAUCUUUGCUGAUGAGGGCUCUGCUCACAUGGAGCUGGAGAACAGCAAAGAAGUUCUGCUGAGACGAAGCAAGCAUAAAGACAGCCCAGUCAUGGGCUCUUUCCAAGGGGGUGUGGAACAGCUGGCCUCUCCUGGCCAGAAUGAGACCGUUGAAUUUGCAAAAUUUUGGGACAACAUCAACAAAUCAGUAAGGCUACAUCAGAGUGCUCUAUUUGAUAAGAAGUUACUGAAGACACCUAGUCCUGACAUGGAAAAGGCUAGAAGCCAGGCUGCUGCACCUGUGACAGACCCCCAAGUGACAACUGAUAAAGAAGGUGACAAUUCCAAAGAGAGCUUCACAGAGACAGGAACGCCAAAAAGUGACAACCAGGAAUCUACAUCCACAAGUGAUGAAGGCUACUAUGAUUCUUUCUCUCCUGGACAAGAUGAUGAGAUGAAGGAAGCUCAGACCCCUGCGCUCCCAGGUAGAUUUCCAAGAGACAGCUACAGUGGAGAUGCCCUUUAUGAGCUAUUCUAUGACCCAAAUGAAGUAAAAAUAAAUCCCGUCCUAGAUGAUGAUUUGUGCACAUCUGAAAGCAUUUCAGAACAAGCAAUUGAAAUCCCUUUGUCCAUUUACAGCUUUCAUGUUGGAGCCGAGGAGAACAUGGCUUCCCAACCAGCUCUAGACAUUAUCAGCCAGGGUUUUUUUCACAGCACAUGGAAAGGUAAAGAAUGUCUGCUAAAGCUCUGUGAUACUGAGCUUUCCUUGACCAUGGGGAUAAUAAACUGGCUGCGAAAACACGCAGGACUUGUCUCCUCCCCUGACUCUCUUCAGAGUCCUCAAUCACAGCCAGAAAAGUCUAAUGAUUCAUUGAUCCUGCCCAGUUCCAGUCCAGAGCAGAAGGUUAGCACAGAAGCCCAGCAGGAGAAACCAAGCAAGGAAGAAUGUAACACAUUUAACCUAUAUGUGUCUUUGGAUGAACGCAAACAUGCAACACAGGCCUCUUCAGUAAACAUUGCUGAAAGAGACCACAGCCUGGGCUCUUGCCAUGACACAUGUAAUUUGGAUUUCCAAGGAAAGAUAAGGAGUCACCACAAGGAUUCAUCUACAGUUCCUGGGACUGUGGAAACCACCAGAUCAUCAAGUUAUGCACCACAAUCACAGACUCAUGGAGACAAUCUGCAGACAUCUUCAACUGAGAAUGAGAAGGAGACAAUUUCAGAUGGAUAUGAGACACCUGGAAAUAAAAAUCCACUACCAGAAAAGCUGAACAGAGAGAGUGGCUCCCAGAGCUCUGAAAACCCUUUGUUAGAUGAUAAUCACGAAGUAGAAUCAUGUUACUCCUACAAGACUGCUGCAACCUCGCUCCUGGAUUCUCUGGAGAUGGAAGACAGGAAUGAACCAAUGUAUCACUCUCUCUCUACUUCCUGUGACAAACCACUCCAGCCUCUUACCCCCAGGGGCUUUCAGAGCUACAUGAGCCCCACACCAAUGGAGAGCAGUACUAACAUAGUGCAGCUCCUAGAGCACUGUGUAACACAAGUGGCAUCAUUACAAAUCAGCUACGAAAACAAGCACCUGGAAGACAAAUGCAUUGGGAAUGAAAUGAACAAUAUAAUUUGUCAGAUGUCUCAGUACAAAAAUAAGUUAUUUUUGCAAAAUGACUGCAAUCACAUUGCUCAAAAUCCAGAAUACUGCAGUAUUCCUAGCACAAAUCAAUACAACCAUGAGCCAAGUUUCCAAUCCAGCAGUCUGUAUCAUUUGAAGCAAAAUGGGGAGCAAAUUUGCUCAGAAGAUCAGAAGAGCAGAGCAAAUAUCCUAGAUGAGGUCACGAGAAGCAAGAUAAAUUUUGAAUAUGCCCAGCUAAAUAAUCAAGCACUCUCAUAUUUAAAAGACUUUCCAUUUGAUCUCAGUCCAGGUGACUCUGUCCCUGCUACCACUCUUAGUAGACCGACAUUUUUACCUCUCUUUAACCCUGUCUGCUCAGACAUACGUGCUACUUUUUCACAAGCUUCAUACAGCAGCACUGUCUCUCUGGCUGACUCUUUGCAGCCUCAGGAGGCCAAGGGCAGCCCAGGGCCACGGAGUUAUGCAGAGACCCCCUGCAAUGACUUGGCUACUGGGACCACACUGUCCCCUCGCCCAGGGGCAGCCACCCCAGACAUGGCCCUGGCAGGGGGGAACCACCAGUAACAGCCAGCGUUGAGAAGGUGCAGCACUAAAGAAUCCACUUGUAGAUAUGGAUGCUGCCCCUGCCGCGUGUAAUAUAGCAUGACAUAAUACCAGGACCUUAUAUUGGUGACAGACUCAAGGAGGAUUUCUCUCUGAAGAUCCCACUACAGGUGCUGCAGCAGGAAAUCACACUAGUUUGUCUAACUGACUAGAAAAGUGAGGAGUUCCUGACAACCACACAGCCCUGAAGCCAUGUUUGCAAAUGAGUGGUAACUGAUACCCUUUAAAAAAAACAAACAAACAAACACCAGAACAAACAACAAAUCUUCAGUAGGGUUUUGAAAAAAGUCAUGCCAUGACAAGAAAGUUUAAGGAACAAAAGAGUACUUCUGUCACAUUGUGCCACACAACAACUGAAAAUACCACUAUAUUUUUUAAAACACAGGAAUGAGCACAAUGAGCAUUCACUUGGGCUGCUGUGAUGAGAGGUAAAACUGUUUUUGGAUGAACUAAUUUUUUCUCAAAUUUUACAAAAAUGUUUUAUAUAUUUUAUGGCCACUGUCUAACAAUCUUAAAGCAAGUGUCUAGACUACAGAUUACAUUAGUAUGACAUGCUUUACUUCCUGGAGAAAGGUGUUUUUAAACUUACAAAUAAAAAUAUCAGGAAGCAUACUAGAUUAUGCCCUAUAUUGCCCAAAGACAUUCACCAUGUAGCAGAAACGAUUAAUAGGAUAAAGGUGAAUAGGAUAAGUACUUGAAAAUCACCAUCAAAAAGAUAAUGUCUUCAAUUCUGUUUUAAAGGAGAGAAAAUAUGCUGUUUAUAUCCAUGAUAAUGGUUGUACUUAAUCUUGUACAAAGUCUUUACAAUUUAAAAACCAGAAGUAGUAGGUAAGAUACAUGUUAACAGAGUUUUCAUUUUUUUGCGGCAUCCUUGGAGUCAGUUUAACACAAUAAUUAUUUUCAUAGCCCAGUUUGAUUCUGGUCUUGGCUGUCUUAUAUACUGAGAAUACAUUUUAAAAAAACAAACUUCAUGUGCUUUGUAGAUGGAACCAGGUAACUAGGUGGUCCCAUGUGGCCAUGGUAUGUUUGAAGAGAUCUUACAACCUCCUCAUCCAAUAUCCUGCCUCAGGAUUUAAAGACAGUAUCUUUGCGCUGAGCUUUGCUUUGCUGUCCUGGGGAAAAGUGGAAGAAGGACCUAUGAGGCUAGGGACUAAAGGAAGGGAAAAAUAAUUCCCUCAAACUCAAUAGUGAGUUUACACCUUGGUACAGAAGCAGGUAACCUUAUUCCUAAAAUUCACUGAAGUUUAGCUUUAUUCAUCAAGUACUUUGUCUAUAGUAAGCAGAGGACAAAUAAGUACAGAGGUUUGUGAAAGACUCUGGAAGUAUUCCACUUUCUAUUGACAGUAUCAGGCUCCUUGACAAAUACCUUUGAUAAGGUGCCUAAAUGUUGAUGUCCAAAGUUAAGAUGAUUUCUACCUUAAAGCAUUUAUAAUGGCAAGAAUAUAUAACCACAGUAUUUAAAUCAUGUCUGCAUUUUCCAGAAUCUGGAUUUUAAAAAAGCAUAAUGCAUCCAGACUAUGUGGCUGUAAGAUGAAAUCACAUCCCCUAGAUAUGGUAUGCACUUCCUCACUAGUACUCUGUGAUUACCAAGAAGAGAGAUGUUCUCUCCAACACCCCAAGACUGCCAAUACAAGUCAACUUUCAGAAUGCAGCUAGCUUACCACAAGUAUCUCCUUAAAAUAUAGAUUAUAGGUACCUAAGGCCCUCUUUGGUGGCACAAAAAUGUGUCUCUGAAGACUGCUAAGAAUUUACCAUUUAACUUAUAAAAGCCUGAAAUGCCAAACAUUUUAUCAGACAGGCAUUCUUUCCUGAAUACUAAAUGACACAUCAGAUUUUGGCUCAUCACAUACCAAACACAGGGUUUAACAUUACAGAAACAGAGUCUGUUCAAAUACUAGCUGUUCUCACCCAAGUGAUCCCUUUCCUUUUGAAAUUGCUACAUCAGCUUCCUUCACUCACCAAAACUCUUUUGUAACAGAGUGCACAGAACCUUAAAGGAGCAAAGGAGUGGGAUUUCUCAACUCUGUAGCAUAUUGCAUAACUCUUCCCUGGAUUUCAGGUUGAGUAACCAACAUUAUGGGAGAAAACAAAGGCAACAGGAAAAAAGUCACUUCGCUGCCACAUAGU
Messenger RNA from Apus apus (common swift), 5291 nucleotides. It is a transcript of the gene AMER3, whose product is annotated as APC membrane recruitment protein 3. The coding region runs from base 111 to 3125 and encodes 1004 amino acids. The transcript has 3 exons. Lineage: Eukaryota; Metazoa; Chordata; Aves; Apodiformes; Apodidae. Gene Ontology annotation, molecular function: phosphatidylinositol-4,5-bisphosphate binding; beta-catenin binding. The record is from RefSeq and is a predicted model, not a curated record. Gene Ontology annotation, biological process: regulation of canonical Wnt signaling pathway. Gene Ontology annotation, cellular component: plasma membrane.